AUUCAUUGCUAAUAGCACCAGCAAAAAUGAGUUGUGGCGUAUUGUUAGCUCUGGUGACUAUCUUUCUUCAGUCCAGCAUCAGUAUCACUGGUGCUGAUGCAUCUGAGCAAACCUACAUUGUGCAUAUGAAACAUUACCAAAAACCUGAUCAUGUCGAAACUCAUCACGCCUGGUAUUCUUCCAACCUUCAAUCCCUCUCCUCCUCCGCCACUCUCCUUUACACCUACACCACCACCUACCAUGGUUUUUCUGCAUCUCUUAGCCUCCAAGAAGCCCAACAACUUCGUCAAUACGACUCUGUUAUUGACAUUCAGGAAGAGUCAGUCUACGCCUUGCACACCACUCGGACGCCAGAGUUCCUUGGCCUAGACAGAGAAGUGGAUUUGUGGGCAGGCUAUAGUUUCCAAGAACUCAACAAGGCCUCACAGGAUAUUAUUAUAGGUGUUUUAGAUUCUGGUGUUUGGUCUGAAUCAGAGAGCUUUGCUGACAAUGGAAUGCCAGGAGUACCAUCAAGAUGGCGAGGAGAAUGCGAAUCAGGCCCUGAUUUUCACCAGAGUUCAUGCAACAAGAAAUUAAUUGGAGCCCGGAUGUUUUCUAAAGGCUACGAAAAGGAAAUGGGAAAGAGAGCUAAAGAAACUAUUUCACCGCGGGAUAGGACCAGUCACGGGACGCAUACUGCCAGCAUAGCAGCCGGAUCCCCUGUGGCCAACGCUAGUAUGUUUGGCUAUGCGAAUGGGACAGCACGCGGGAUUGCAAGUCAUGCUCGAGUUGCCACCUAUAAAGUAUGCUGGGAAUCCCGUUGUUUAGGCUCUGAUGUACUUGCAGGGAUGGAGAGUGCAAUGAAUGAUGGUGUCAACGUGCUGUCGAUAUCCAUUGGUGGCCCGUCAGGUCCUUAUUACAGCAACUCCAUAGCCAUCGCAGCGUUUACAGCAAUGGAAAAGGGGAUUUUUGUGUCCACUUCAGUUGGAAAUGACGGUCCGGCUCAGUCCUCAUUGUUUAAUGUGGCACCGUGGUUAAUGACAGUAGGAGCUGGAACUAUAGACCGGGAUUUCCCUGCCUAUGUAGUUUUGGGGGAUGGUCGUCGCCUCUAUGGGGUUUCCAUAUCAGGGGGGACUGGCAUUGGGGGCAAACCUGUGGGGAUUUUUUAUAAUAAAGGUAGGAAUAGUUCAAAUUUGUGUUUAGCUGGUUCACUUGAUCCAGACUUGGUACGCGGGAAAGUGGUUGUUUGUGAUCGUGCAGUUAACAAGCGUGUGGAGAAGGGUGAGGCGGUGAAGAAUGCUGGAGGAGUGGGAAUGAUAUUGGCUAACACUGCUGAGAAUUGCGAGGACCUGCAGACUGACAGCCAUGUUAUACCGACAGUAGCCGUGGGACAGAAAAUGGGGGAUGUUAUAAGGGAGUAUUUGAGGAAAGUUAAGAAUCCUACAGCAACUUUGGUCUUCGGUGGGACGGUUUUGGGAGUGAGGCCUUCACCACUGGUGGCUCCAUUCAGCUCCCGCGGGCCUAAUGUAGUGACACCGCAGAUUUUGAAGCCUGACGUGAUCGGACCUGGAGUUAGCAUACUGGCUGCAUCGUCGGAGGCUGUUGGGCCAUCUGUGUUGGAUUCUGAUACUCGGAGGACAAAGUACCGCAUUAUGUCAGGCACAUCAAUGUCUUGUCCUCAUAUCAGCGGGGUAGCAGCGUUGCUGAAAGCAGGACAUCCAGAUUGGAGUACGAGUGCAAUCAAAUCUGCUCUCAUGACCACUGCCUACACGCGAGACAACACUGAGUCCCCAUUCCGCAAUGCAGAAACAGGCAACAAGUCGAAUCCAUGGGCAUACGGGUCAGGUUACGUUGACCCUUACAAGGCCAUGUCUCCAGGCCUCGUAUAUGACUCGUCACCUGAAGACUACAUUGCAUUCCUCUGCUCACUAGACUAUAGCAUUGCUCAAAUUCAAUCAAUAGCGAAGCACUCAAACAUUACAUGUUCUAAGAGACUCUCUGAUCCGGGACAGUUAAACUACCCAUCGUUCUCUGUCAUUUUCGGUAAAUCAAGAGUUGUACACUACACUCGUGAGCUGACCAAUGUUGGAGCUGCUGGAUCAGCCUACGAGGUUGUUGUCGAUGCACCCUCUGUCAUAGACAUGACCGUGAAUCCCAGUAAGCUUGUUUUCAAAAAUGUAGGAGAUAAGCACCAAUACACUAUUACAUUCAGGACGAAAAAGGUCAUAAUCGAGGCAGGGAAAAGUGCAUUUGGUUCUAUCAGCUGGAACAAUGCCAAACACCAAGUUAGCAGUCCAGUUGCUUUCUCAUGGACGCGUGAUUAAGAUAUGUGGUUGCUUAUCCAGUCCAUUGUGAUGGCUUUCUACUUGUUUGUUUUGCAUCAAAGAAAGCUCUGAAGACCCCUUCUUUUGCUAUGUUAUAUUUUUUGUGAUUAUCUACGUUGUCCCGACUCUUCAUUUUGUCUCGAGUACCCGUGUUGGACAUUUGAU
This is a messenger RNA of Daucus carota subsp. sativus, 2468 nucleotides long. Its product is annotated as subtilisin-like protease SBT1.8. Bases 27 to 2303 code for a protein of 758 amino acids. Gene Ontology annotation, biological process: proteolysis. NCBI's taxonomy places the organism in Eukaryota, Viridiplantae, Streptophyta, Magnoliopsida, Apiales, Apiaceae. The record is from RefSeq and is a predicted model, not a curated record. Gene Ontology annotation, molecular function: serine-type endopeptidase activity. The transcript has 2 exons.